AAUAUGGAUUCUCGGGCUGCGAAGCUUGAGAAUUAUAAUUUUGUUAAUAAAAAUGAAUGUGAUAAACCUCUUAUUGAUACUCCACAAUGUACCCCAGCUAACAGUCACAACGUUGUUCAUAAGUUGUUUAAUAGGGAGAUCUUAGGUUGUACAUCAAGAAAAUACAAUGAAAGGAGUCGUAAAGUAUUUGACAGAAUUCCACCCCGACUAAGGUUCUGUCUUAUGGAUAUUGUGCCAAUGUCAUAUCUUAGGGAGCAUGUGUUCAUGGGAUUUUCACAAUGUGGACAGUUUUUACUCAGUUUUACAUAUAGCUGUAACUCACAAGUGUACUUCAGAGAAAGUUCGAAGUUUACCCUUCACUUUCUUUUGUGGGUUCCUGGUCGAGUGGUCCGUCCAGUGCACAGUGUGCCUCUGUUUGGAGAUGACAGCGUUGACAGUAAAGUUACCAUAUCAAUGGCACAAUGGAAGCAUAACCCUGGUGUGCUUGUUGUUUAUGGUAUUGCAGAUUCAUGCUCGGAACGAUCCUACCUCAGUGUAAUUGGUGUUCCUCGUUUAGGAUGUAAGAAAUGUGCAGCGUUUUCUAGAGAUGAAGGUGAUUUAAACUGGGGUAAAAGAUGUCUGGAACACAACUUUGCCAUUCACACAAAGUUCUUCUGCACAUCAGAUUCCAGCAUGUACGAACCGGUGGUGCAACUGGCGUACUCCAACCAAAUCAUCAUAUACACCGAUUUUAUACACAUACUCGAAAUAGACUUCGUUAAACCGGACCAAGAAAGACAUGAAGUAAUUGAACACACAAAGUUUGCUUUGGAUAGAGAAGAACUUAGUUCAAUGGAUACGAAUCCUAGUACACCAGCAUCAGAUGUCUCUGCGGCCUUUCAAUCUCCCAAAUACCAGAAUAACGUCGUUCAGAAUAUUUUAGCGGAUUUCUCUGAUUUAGAAAUGGAACCGUAUCAACUGUCUCGGCCGGUGCACGUGCCCGACGUCAUGGGACAGGAGCUGUGCAUCCAGGCCGCGUCCAUAUCGCACCACCUAGUCGAGGAGUGGGAGGGCCCGUCGCCUUCCAUACGGACCUUGAUAAGUCCUCCGCUAAGGUCUCCGAGGCGACGUCCCGCAGAAAGCAUGUCUAGGUUUAACGAAACCCACAGAAUAAACGCUGAAAAGGCCUACGAGUUCGUCGAAGAGACCGAAACGAAGUGUGAGAAAUUGAGUUUGUUCAGGAAACGGAGGCUAGCCGAUAAGAAAUACGAAUUUUCUGAGGACAACAACGAGAACAUUGUGCCCUUCAGGGUGCUGCGGAGCAAUAGGAAGUAUUACAUCGGCGCGACGGGCAGCAAGGGCGGCGUGAAGCGACCCAAGUCGCCGCCCGUGGAGAGCGUGGUGCUGAGGACCCACAACCAGAUCAGCCGGCCCCCCUCCCCCGGCUGCGAGCUCAAGAACCCGGGCUUGUCUGGCCUAGAGUCGGAUCACAAUAGCGAAUCGGAGUACAGAGUGAUGGAGAUGCUGGACGACGGCUCGCUGAAGACGGUGUCGGUGCACGACAACACGUCCAAAACGCUCUCCGACUGCCCCGUGAACGUCCACGACCCUUACCUAGUGCACUCCGGCAAUUCGAAAUGCAGCAAAUUCUUUACGAGGUACUUUGUUGAGAGCGACGAUGAAAUCACUUCAAUCCUCACAGAUUCCGAAGACGACUGCAUGUCGGGGUACCACGUGGCGCUGCCGCUGGCGGCGCACGGCGCGGGGUACGCGGCGCUGCAGGGCGUGGGCGCGGCGGGCUGGGAGCGCGCGGCGCCGGCGCUGGCGGUGCGCGCGCAGCAACGCUCGCUCGACACGGAGCUGCUGUGCAACGAGGUCUGCGGCCGCCUGUGCAACAUCAACGGCAAGAAGUUCAUCUACUGCUUCGACUGGGGCUGCCACGUCAUCGACGUCUGCCAGAGCAGCGGCUGUCUGUCCGGGUUGUGUGCGAUGUGGCUGUGGGCGAGCGAGGAGGGCGGCGCGGCGGCGGCGUGCGCGCCGUGCCGGGACGCCAGCACGGGCUGCCUGCUGCACCGCCACCAGUACGCAGCCGAGUGUUUGUUCGUGUGGGAUCUAGUCAGCGGUGUGUACCGCACGGAGAGAGUCGCCAUGGCCGAAGAUUCGAGUCAAGAGGGAUCUAGAGUUUCAGGAGCGGACCGAGCGAGGGACCUUGCCAAAAAAUUAGGUCCAAUCAACAUGCCGCCCGGAAACGAAAACAGACUGCUGACGACGCUGACGGGACGAUCGUUGAAGAGGCUGACGGACGUAGACAACUGUAUAGAGAUCACGAAGAACCACCCCGAUAGUUCCGAAUCCGAGUCCGAGUCCGAAGAGGACAGCGACUACGACUGACUGCAGCACGGAUACUCCUGAACGUUGUGCUUCUAGUGGCCGCCAUCGAGAUCGACAAGUCUCAACUUGGCAGCUCUGACUUUCGGAGCCCCAGGAUGCCGACCGACCACAUAAUGCACUGGGAUCUCAUGGAAUUUUAAAUAUAAUAGACUUCUUGUCUUUUGUAAGAACUCACUAUGAUAUAUGUAACCACUGCUGUUGCAAUACAAUAUUUUUGUUUUUAUUAUGAAAAUAAACGAAUAUGCAGUGUCGUACGUAGAUCUCGGAAAUUGGGUACAUAUUAUCUGAAAGCAAUAAUAAUUUAGUGACACGUAGCAAUGUUGAUGCUCCACAUCAUUGAAAUAAUAUGGUUAACACUAAGUUUAAUAGGUAUGGAUUCCUGUAUUCGCCGACUAUUUUAGAGUAUUAUGUAUUACUCAACGACAGUUGUAUUUAAAAAUAAAUCUCGACAGUAAAGUUUUUGUGUGCGGUACAUUUACUUAUGGUGCUUCUUUCGGAUGUAUAUCUUCUACGUCGUUGAGCUCUGUUUUAUUUGAAUGUCUCUUACUCAUGUGAGUUUCGAUGUUUAAUUUCUUCCCUACAUUAAUUUAAACUAGUUCAAAUGGGAUUGACGAAGCCCAUUUGUGUGCAUUUAUACGUAAAUAAAAUUAAGAUAUUUUCUUUUAUCCAAUGAUAUUAAUGUUGUAUAAUUAUUAAUCGGGAAGUUGGAAUGAGACCCGUGACAGUGUGUAUAAUUUGGUACAAAUGAAUAUUUCAACCUGACGGUCAGUUAAAACAUGCAAACAAUACUUACAUAUUAAAAAUAUAAUGGAUAUAUUUAUUACAAUAAAACUACAUCACAUCACUAGAUAAUCUCAUGAAUCUGUACCAAAUUAUAAUUGAAUUUGUGACUUAGGCUCAUGUAAGGUUGUGAUUGUUUUUGUGUAAGUCUUUUCUAUGAGAAGUGCCUCUGAUAUUCAAUGCUCUUGUAUAUUUAUUAUUUUGUUUUUCAGUGUGUUUAUUGCAUUUAAGAGUUAAGUUGGAUGAGUUAUGCACUUUUAAUGACUUGAUCUUAGGCUUUGAUAUAGAAAAUACCUCGCCUAAUAGCCAUACUGAUAUUAGAUACAGCAUGCUGUGAAGCAGUAAUGCGUUUCGGUUUGAAGGGUGGGGCAGCCGUUGUAACUAUACUGAGACCAUAAAACUUAUGUCUCAAGGUGGGUUGCGCAUUUACG
This is a messenger RNA of Bombyx mandarina (wild silkworm), 3581 nucleotides long. RefSeq lists its product as uncharacterized. NCBI's taxonomy places the organism in Eukaryota, Metazoa, Arthropoda, Insecta, Lepidoptera, Bombycidae. Gene Ontology annotation, cellular component: Cul4-RING E3 ubiquitin ligase complex. The record is from RefSeq and is a predicted model, not a curated record. Gene Ontology annotation, biological process: protein ubiquitination.